Lampris incognitus (smalleye Pacific opah) is the source of this 1404-nucleotide messenger RNA. It is a transcript of the gene scp2b, whose product is annotated as sterol carrier protein 2b. Gene Ontology annotation, cellular component: cytosol. Lineage: Eukaryota; Metazoa; Chordata; Actinopteri; Lampriformes; Lampridae. The transcript is spliced from 5 exons. The coding region runs from base 4 to 522 and encodes 172 amino acids. The record is from RefSeq and is a predicted model, not a curated record.
UCGAUGAACGACCGGGCGAGCAGCGCCGACAACAGCAGCAACGAUCCUCUGUUGGGGUGUUUUGCUAAUCAGUUUAACUACCAACUUGCAAACAAAAUGCCCGAAUUACAGACACCAAGGCCCAGGAUUCAAGCAGUAAACACCAGUUCUAGUGAUGGAUUGGAGGUGUUCAAGGCACAUGCUGUGUUUCAGGAGAUAAACAAGAAGCUUCAGGAGGAGGGGGAGCAAUUUGUGAAGAAGAUUGGAGGAGUAUUUGCCUUCAAGGUUAAGGAUGGGCCAAAUGGACAGGAAGCCACCUGGAUUGUGGAUGUGAAGAAUGGAAAGGGUUGUGUUCACAAUGAUACAGAUAAGAAGGCAGAUUGUACCAUUUCUAUGUCAGAUGCAGAUUUGUUGGCCCUGAUGACUGGGAAGAUGAACCCACAGACAGCAUUUUUCCAGGGGAAACUGAAGAUCACAGGGAACAUGGGACUGGCCAUGAAGCUUCAGAACCUGCAGCUGCAGCCGGGCAAGGCCAAGCUAUAGAUGAGAGAUAGGCUUUACCGUAAGAAGAGGUUGUCUCUAUGUACGAAACAGGGAUUCUAAGUUCCUACACUGCAGAGUUGGAAUUAUAAGACUAUAAUUCUAUAACUAUAAGAUAGAUCCACAGUUUCAGAUAGGUGUUUGGCUGCUUUACACCAAACCCCUCUUCAUCAAUCCAUAUUGUGGCAAGAAAGAGGGCUUUGCCAUCCUGGGGAGGCAGUUAACACUACUAAUAUGACUGUGGGAAGCAGGAUAGAUGGAUGGAUAAACACUUCUCUUCUCAAGUACUCCUCUCUUGCAAUUUCUUAUAAUCAUGAGAUGCACUAGAGCAGAGAAGGGUGUUUCCUUUUUUUUUAUCCUAAAUCUGUGAUUUGUUAUGACCCCAACAAUAUCUUUGAAUUGUUCUUAAUAUGCCCAUGUGAUUAUAUUUUGACCGUUCUAAAUAUAGCAGAUUUCCCAGUGUCCACUGCAAAAGUCUAUGCCUGGUGAAUCAUGUCUUUUAUGGUUUUAACGUACAGGUUGUCAGCAGCCAUUUUCCACAAUCAUGUAGAUGAUAAAAUAGUGCCAGUCAAGUGCCUCGUCUCAGAUUUGCAGAUUUCUCCAUUAUGAGCCAAGGAACCACAUCGUUGUGGAUACGUCUUCAUUGUGACCUUUGAUAAGUGGAUGGGACUUGUUGUGCCAUCAAUGUGGUAAUUCUAAAAAUAUUCUAAAUAAACUUUUUUUUUUUUGUUAUACAUUCUGGUUGAAUUGAUAUGGAAUUUUUUUUUUUAACAGUGCGACUGUUUACUGUUAACCAGGGACCAUUCCAGAACUUUGUCACAACAUCUGGCAUUGUUUUGUAUUUCUAAUAUUUGAAAAAAUAACCCAAUAAAGAAAUAAAACAAA